Molecule: messenger RNA, 567 nt
Organism: Letharia lupina
Lineage: Eukaryota; Fungi; Ascomycota; Lecanoromycetes; Lecanorales; Parmeliaceae
Exons: 1
Coding region: 1-567 (188 amino acids)
Source: RefSeq, a predicted model, not a curated record
AUGACGCACGGCCGCAGCGAGAGCCAACAGGCAGAGGCAAACAAGAUCCGGAUAGACGAUCCGGAAAAGGCCGAGAAAAAACAAGCAGCAAUCGCACAGCGCCAGCUACCGCGAGGCCAACCGAAGUCAGAGGAUGAAUCUGGUGACAGCGAUAGCUCCGAGCUUGAUAGCAGCAGCGCAGACAAGGCGAGCAACUCCGAAGAGACGCCGCCUGCCAGAGCCAGCAAGAAGACGAAGAAGAAGCAGAAGGCGCCACCGACGAAGAGAAGUAAGAAGGGGAAGGCGAAGCAAGAGUCAACUUCCGAGGAAGAGACUCCGCAAUUCAAGAAGAGCAAAAAGGGGAAAACGAAGCAAGAGUCUACGUCCGACGAGGAUACUCCACCUACGAAGAAGAGCAAGGAGGACAAAGAGAGUAGGAAGAAGAAAAAAGAACCAUCUAGUGAUGAGGACGAUCAAGAUAGUAGCGAAGAGGUGAAGGAAGUGAAAAAAUCUGCCAAGGAGCCGAAAGGAAAAGAGAAGGAGAAAGAGAAAGAAAAGGCGAAGAGCACUUCAAAGUCUUUAAAUUAG